Messenger RNA from Epinephelus lanceolatus (giant grouper), 960 nucleotides. RefSeq names its product OTU deubiquitinase with linear linkage specificity a (gene otulina). The record is from RefSeq and is a predicted model, not a curated record. Lineage: Eukaryota; Metazoa; Chordata; Actinopteri; Perciformes; Serranidae.
UUAGCUAGAAGUUGCUGCUGAGGCAACAAAGUUGGCUGCUGCGUGUCAGUGUUGUUCAGAUAUCAACAGUGUUUUUAGACAUAGGAUUAAUUUUAAACUCACCAUGUCUUGGGUCAAAGCUGUGUCGGGUAGCGUAGAUGUGUUUGACGAGGAUGGGGACGAACUCAGUCUGCAAAGUAGAGAGUGGACCUCCAACAUGAAGAAGCGAAUCAGGGACGGGUAUGUGGACGGAGUUGAUGCCGGAGAGGAGGCCUCGCUGCAGGUCGGGUUUAACCUCGGGUUCAGGGAAGGAGCGGCUCAGACUGUAGCUGUGGGUCGACUCAAAGGGAUUGUAAGUGCUAUAUUGUGCUGGUGCCAGAUCCAACAUCCGGGAAGCCCCUUCCCAGCCUCGCUGACUGACCUCCUGCAGCGGGUUUCACAGCAUGAGGACACAAUCAAAGAGGGCAUCAGGAGGGCUUUGGAGAAUCCUCCUCCCAGUGUGAGCAGUGUGUCUGAGAGCAUGGAGGAGCUGCAGGUAGAGCAGGCGGGUCCAGACUGCUGUGGAGGACAGGGGUGUAAAGAAACAGACUGCUGCAGGAAAGGAGAAAAUAUGGAUGUGGACGUUCCUCACCAGCAACAAAAGCUCCGCUCUGGUUCCACUGACUGCUCCUCCAACUCAAACAUGAACGACCUUGUGCAGCACUGCAUGGAUCUAGUGUCAGAGCUCAGACUGCCGCAGGAGCUGAUCAGUCACAUACAGGAGCUGAAGAAUUUGUAGUGACUGAAAAUUAGCAUCGCAGUGGUGCUGGACGAUACUUGGACGGACACAUGAACUAUGAAUUAAAACAGGUUUUACUGUAAAUUCCUUACAGGGAAAUGAAGUGCUUUUGAUGUAAAUAAUGUAAAAUAUAGUUUUGCAGUUAUGAUUUGUAUAAAAUGGUUCAAGAGUGUUUGAAAAUAAAAAUGGAUUUGCUAUUUUCA